Parathielavia appendiculata is the source of this 2508-nucleotide messenger RNA. RefSeq lists its product as uncharacterized. NCBI's taxonomy places the organism in Eukaryota, Fungi, Ascomycota, Sordariomycetes, Sordariales, Chaetomiaceae. Bases 1 to 2127 code for a protein of 708 amino acids. Gene Ontology annotation, biological process: proteolysis. The transcript is spliced from 5 exons. The record is from RefSeq and is a predicted model, not a curated record. Gene Ontology annotation, molecular function: serine-type endopeptidase activity.
AUGACCCUCACAGCUACCAAAUUCACCCCCGAGGUGAUGCUCUCGGCCCCCCGGCGAUCAGCCGGAAUCCCCAAUCCCUCGGGAAAGCUGGCUCUGUACACGGUGUCGACAUACUCCUUCGGUGACCACAAAAAGACUACCCAAAUAAAAAUCCUCAACAUCGAGUCGGGAGACUCGGUCCUGCUGGUCGACGAGCCGGGCUGGAGUGAGCCUGUCUGGCUCAGCAACGAAGAGGUUCUCUAUUUGAAGAGCCGCGACAAUGGCUGCACCUCACUGGUCAUUCGUCAUGUCAACUCCUCCACUGCGGAGUUAUCGUAUGAAGCUGGCUUUAUCAAUGCGCCCAUUUCCAACGUCAAAGUCAAGAAGCUCUCAGACGGCGGCAUCGCCUUUGCUUGCUCAGCCUUGACUACCCCUGGCGGCCAGCUGUUCAACCCUGAGACGGAGAAAAAGCCACACUCUACGGCCAAGGUGUACACCACCCUGUUUGUCCGCCAUUGGGACGCCUGGAACUCGGAGAACUGCAGCUCCAUUUUUUAUGGUGUGUUUGACCACAGCGAUGGCAAGUAUUCACUCCGCGAUAACGCUCUCACCAACGCCCUGGCCGGAACAAAAUUGUCCUCGCCCGUCCCUCCCUUUGGAGGCACCGGUGACUUUGAUAUCAGCGAAUCCGGGUUGGUAUUCGUGGCUAAGGACCCCGGGCUCGACCCUGCCCUCUACACCAAGACGGAUCUCUACUUCAUCCCGCUCAAGACCUUCGCCGAAUCCAAGCCUCCUUCUCCGCAGAUCGUCAAGACAGCUGGUCUGGAGGGCUACUCCAACAGUCCUGUCUUUUCCCACUGCGGCAAGAAGGUAGCCUUCACCCGCAUGCGUAGUAAGCAGUACGAAUCCGACAAACCACGCCUCAUCCUGGCACCGGACAUCUACAAUCCCGACAAGACCCAAGAGUUCUACGCGACUUCUGACAAUGUCGGCGGCUGGGACAUUCGCCCAGAGGCCAUCCUCUGGAGCCACGACGACACCAAGCUUUACGUCACGGCCGAAUCCUACGCUCGCACCCUCAUCUUCCAGCUCCCCUCUACUCCCUCCAAAGCCACCUCCCUCCCCACGCCCAUCAAUACCCCCGACGGCAGCGUCUCCUCUUUCCACCUCUUAGGCUCAGCAGAAAACGACCACCUCUUUGUUACCUCCACCUCCCUCAUCGACAACUCGUGCUACUCCAUCACCCACCCGCUCUCCAACACGUGCAAAGUCAUCUCGUCCGCCUCCAAGCAAGGCAAAUCCUUCGGCCUGUCCCGUGCCAGCCUCGACUCCAUCACCUUCCGCGGCGCCGGGGGCGAUUACGACGUGCACGCCCUCGUCGUCCGCCCUUCCUCCUUCAACAAAGCAGAUCCUCGAAAGAAGAAGUACCCGCUCUGCAUGCUCAUCCACGGCGGGCCGCAGGGCGCCUGGCAGGACAGCUGGUCGACCCGCUGGAACCCGGCCGUCUUCGCCGAGCAGGGAUACGUCGUCGUCUGCCCCAACCCGACGGGCAGUACGGGCUAUGGCAUGGCGCUCGAGGACGGCAUCACCGGCGACUGGGGCGGCCGGCCGUAUAACGAUCUCGUGCGGUGCUAUGAGUGGGUGGUGGACAACAUGCCUGAGGUGGAUGGGGCCAGGGCGGUGGCGUUGGGGGCAAGUUAUGGGGGGUAUAUGAUCAAUUGGAUUCAAGGCCACCCGCUCGGGCGCAAGUUCAAGGCGCUCGUGUGCCACGAUGGCGUCUUCAGCACGCUCAACCAGUGGUGCACCGAGGAGCUGUUCUUCCCGAUCCACGACUUUGAGGGGACGCUCUACGACAACAGGGCGGCGUACGAGAAGUGGGAUCCCGCGCGGUUCGUGGCCGAGUGGGCCACGCCCCAGCUCAUCAUCCACAGCGAGCUCGACUACCGCCUCCCCAUCACCGAGGGACUGGCGGCGUUCAAUGUCCUGCAGGCCAGGAAGGUGCCGAGUAAAUUGCUCGUGUUCCCGGACGAAAACCACUGGGUGUUGAAGCCAGAGAACUCCCUGGUCUGGCAUCGCGAGGUUCUGGCCUGGAUUAACAAAUACUCCGGUAUCGACGACAAGCAGCGGCUAGCGGAGCGGCUGGCGUGAUUUGAGCAGGCUAAUUAAAGGUAUUAUUACGGAAGUAUUCAAGGAGACGGGAAUGCUGGCUGGGGUGACGAGAAAGGCAUUCGAACAUUAUGUGUCCAGUUGGUUGAUAGUGUUCUUAAUACUGGCCCAUGUCACCUGGAAGCACACGAGUGAGGCAUAAGGAGGUGGUGGAUUUCGAGAAAAUAGAGAGGCUGGCAUGCGCACCUGCUUUCGAGACACUCAAAUCAAGUGCUCACAGGAUGAACUUUGGGGGGGGGCCGGGGAUCAAUUCACAUGAAGCCAACUGUCCGGUACAACAAGCAACAACACAAGCGAUGAAUCACUAACGAUAUCUAGUUGGAUGCCCGUCUUGAUUCAACCGCUAUCUGUUUACGACCCUGC